This is a messenger RNA of Ooceraea biroi (clonal raider ant), 1299 nucleotides long. RefSeq lists its product as uncharacterized. Gene Ontology annotation, molecular function: nucleic acid binding. Gene Ontology annotation, biological process: DNA integration. Lineage: Eukaryota; Metazoa; Arthropoda; Insecta; Hymenoptera; Formicidae. The record is from RefSeq and is a predicted model, not a curated record.
GGUCAAUUAAUGCAAGAAAUAGAAUCCGUUACAUAGUUCAUAAGUGUGUAACAUGUUUUCGUUUGAAGCCACAUUUAUCAAAAUAUUUGAUGGGAAAUUUGCCUAAAGAUAGAUUUGUAUCGACAAGGCCAUUUGUAAAUGCGGGUGUAGAUUAUUGCGGACCUUUUUUUAUAAAGGAAAGGAAGUUUCGAAACCGCAAUAAGCUUAAGAUUUAUGUAGCCAUAUUUAUUUGUUUAUCAUCUAAGGCUGUUCACUUAGAGGUAGUGAGCGAUUUAACUACAGAAGCAUUUUGUGCAGCAUUAAGAAGAUUUUUUAAUCGUCGAGGCAAAUCUAAUUUGUUAAUGUCAGAUAAUGCCACUAAUUUUACUGGUGCGAAUAAUCAUUUACAUGAGUUAUAUCAAUUGAUUAAUUCCGAAAAUCACAAACAAUUGUUAACAAAGUGGCUUGGUGAUCAGGAAGUUUCCUGGAAAUUUAUUCCUCCUCGAUCACCUCAUUUUGGUGGCCUUUGGGAGGCCGCCGUGAGGUCAUUUAAGUUUCAUCUCAUUCAAGUAAUGAAAGAUACGUUGUUGACGUUUGAACAAUUUAAUACAGUAGUUAUCGAGAUUGAAACAGUUUUAAAUUCAAGACCGUUAACUCCAGUGUCACAAAAUCCAGAAGACUUAAUGGCUUUAACACCAAGUCAUUUUUUAAUCGGAGAUUCUCUUUAUUCAGUGCCAGAGCCAGACUUUACAACUACUCCUACCAACAGAUUAUCUGUUUGGCAACAUGUUCAAAAGAUUAAACGCGAUUUUUGGAAUCGUUGGCACAAAGAGUAUCUUAAUGAGUUAAAUCAACGAUCUAAAUGGAAAUCACAAGAGAAUAAUAUUCAAAUUGGUUUAGUUUUAGUUAAGGAAGACAAUAUGCCUCCUUUGCGUUGGCCAUUAGGACGGAUAGUUGAAUUGCAUCCUGGCAGUGACAAUGUGAUACGCGUUGUAACAAUUAAGACUGUUACCGGAUUAUAUAAGCGAAAUGUUAGAGCGUUAGCUUUACUUCCCAUUGAGUAUUAAUGUUAAUUUAUGAACUUGUUAGUUUAUAGGGGUCGGAAUGUUUAGUUGCUUAUUUUAUGUUUGGGCCCAGAGCGGGGAUUACGGCCCUGCUGGAGUAUGCGCAGGAGUUUGGCGCGAAGAAGCGGCGGUGAAGAAAGAGGAAGUAAGAAGUAAUGGCGUUCAAUGCGAACCAACGGCGAUUUUGUAUUGCGUAGAAUAGUGUACCAGAAAGAGAAAUAUAUUUCUUCAAUCAAAGAUAUUUCACUGAAAACCC